GGGGGACUUAAUGGAAUGAAUGAAUAAUCCUCAGAUGUUUCAUCAUCAAAAUCCCCACUGAUGAUGAUGAUGAUUAUGAUGAUGCACCCGUGUCACCUUUUGCAUCCGGAAUUUUCACUUGUCAUAUGUGCACAUCAAAGGCAGAGCUAGCGUUGUAUUUGGCAUCAUUAUGUAAGUCGACAAUACAAGUGCUGAAGGAAGACGCUACACCAGGAAUGACUCAGAACCUUCAGAGACAGGAAUAAAAGUGAUUUUUUUUUUUUUUUUUGCUUAAUCAUGGAUUCCCACAGCUUCAGAGAGAGGGUGAACCGCCAGCAAACUCUCAUUAUGAAAAAUCAGCAAAAGAGGCGGGAUCAUUUCAAUUUGAAGACUCAUGAAAAGGAAAUGGAAAAAAGGAGGCACCACGGCGUCCUCACCGAUUCAAUUCUACGCUACCAAUCCUGGAGCAGCACUUCCCUCAGCAGUCAGUAUAGAAAACAAAUAAAUAAUAAUUCUGAAAACCAAUCAUCUGAAACAACAUUAAAUACAAGUAUUUCUCUUUGCUUUCACACUGCAGAUCAGUUUGACCUCGCCCACGACGACCCCCCGGAUGAAAUCACAAAGGGAAAGCAAAAUAUAAAAGAACACAGGAAGGCAGAAAACAAGUGCAAACUGCUAUUUACUCCCUCAAAAAAGAACAUGGACAUUGAAGUGUUUGCCGACCCACUGGAUGAAAACAUACAGCAUGAGGGGAGUAUGAAAAACUGCAGGAAGAUUGAGGUGAAGCCUACGAAAACGAACGGGGAAAUCGUCAGAGACUCUGAGGUGAAGCGCGAAGAGGAGAAUCAUCAGAAGAAGACAAAAAAAAGAAAGAGGAAAGACGGGAGAAAAAGAAAACACAGACGUAUCUCAGAGGUGGAUCAGAACAACAACACUGACAGAGAUGAAGAGAAAAGAGAGAGGGCAACAAAGACAAAGGACGAGGUGAAAGAAUCCGAGGAUUCAAAGGAGACAAACAGGGCGACCAAAACACUAAAAAGGAUGCAUUUGCUGGAGGCUUCGGCUCAGGAGACCGAGACGCUGGUGAGGGUAUCGAGUCUAAAGAAAACAACAUGUGACCUCAGCGACAUCGACGAGGAACGCGGGUCACGGGUCACGUCAUCGUCGGUCUCUGAGCCCUGCGAGUCCGUGGCUCAGGAGGACACGGUGGUCCCUUCUGGGACCUCCUUUCUCUCCUCAACUUCGUCAGUGUCAAUGGAGGAUGUACAGAGGUUUGCUUUCUCUCCAGCUCCGAGAGACGUAACCAUCCGGUGCCGGAUCACCAGAGACAGGAGCGGCGUGAUCAAAGGCUUUAACGUGAUUUACUGUCUCCACUUGGAGAAGGAGGACGGAAAUAGGGUGUUUCUGAUGGCGGCCAGGCAAAAGAAGAUGUGCGCAGCGUCCAACUACCUCAUCUCCACUGACCCGACAAAUCUGUCCAGAGACACAAAUUGUUACUUGGGAAAACUACGGUCUAAUGUUGUGGGAACAAAGUUCACCUUCUAUGACGCGGGAGAAAACCCAGAGAAAACCCCCUUCAGUGACUGCCAGUCGCAGAGGCAUAAGCUGGCAACUAUAUCCUACAAGCAGAAUGUGUUGGGUUUCAAGGGUCCGAGGAAAAUGACGGUGGUUUUCCCCAGAAUGCUCGACAACGACGAAAGAUUGUCCACUCUGCAUGAUACGGAAACUCUUCCGAGCUGCCGCACGAGCAGCAUCACAGAUGAACAGGUGACUCUGAUAAACAAAUCCCCAACCUGGGACGCAGAGAAGGAGAUUUAUCUGCUCAACUUCCACGGGUGCAUCAUUCAGCCCUCUGUCAAAAACUUCCAGCUCAUCCACCCUGAAGACGAAGAUUACAUCGUGAUGCAGUUUGGCCGUGUGACAAACGAUGUCUUCCUCAUGGAAUACACGAACCCCAUGAGUGCUGUGCAGGCCUUCUCCAUCGCCCUGUCGUCCUUUGACAGCAAACUGGCCUGGGCUCCACAUGUGUGACUGGUGAUUUUCGUCUGAUUCAUGUACUUUCUGUCAGGUAUGUUUUGCGUCCUGUUGUCAUGUCAGGGAAGAGAGGCUCCACAUGUGUCUGACUGCAGUCUUUUCCUCUUUUUUUAAUUCACUUUCCGUCAGACAUUAAACAGACUGCCUCCAAAGGAGUUUGUGGUGCGGCCCUGGCUUCUUUUACUCAACACAUCGCAGAGCGUGUGGCCCUCGGUGCCGUUCGACCCAUCGCAUCGCCGGUCAGUGCUUGUCUGGACCCUGGGAGUGGGACUGCAGUCGAUCUGCGGGGAACUUCAAGGUGUGUUGGAUAAUUCAGAGCUCCAAGUUAGACUUGUGAGUUUACCGUGGUCUCUGCUGGUGAAUCACGGCUGGUCAUGGACAUGAUAUCACCGCUGGAGCGGGGAGGGGCCGGCAGAUUGAUUCUCUGUCUCUGUGGAUUAGGUUAGUAAUCCCACGUGUUCUAAACUACACAGUCAAGGUGUUUCCUGUGAAUGAAGUGUUUACAGAAACUUUUUAAGAAUAAAAAAAAGAUUGCACAGAGGGAAUUCUGUUUCGGUGUGGAACAUCCAUGAAGCUCACCACUGCUACAUCAAAAACCCCUGAAUGGGGCCCCUUCUGAGGUGGGAGUGUAUUUGUUAUAUUAUACUUGUUACGUCCUGCAAUUUAUUACACAUCUGUUAUUUAUUUUAUUUUUCAUUUCCAUGUCAUAAUGUCCACAAAAUGUAUUAAAGUUUUUAUUUUUAUAUUUUACUCUUGACACAGGAGUUUAAGUUGUCAUGUGGAACCUUUGUGAUUUUUCACUUUCCGGGCACCCACUUGGUAUUUAAGGGUGUAUGUUUAUUUUAUAGACGCCACAAUAUCCUGUGUUUCACAUGGCGAUGGGAGUUUCUUUUAUUUUGCCUCGUGUCAGAAUUAAACGCAGACUUUCUCCAAAGAUAUUUAUUUAUCUUAUGGGGGAUUCUUCACAACGCAGACCACGCGCAAACACCACACCUUUACAGGAGGAUCCCCCUCCCCGUCCCUCCCCCUAGAGUCUAGGAUCGCCUCUGCAUGUGCACGCAGACAUGAUGUUUUCACUUGAAUCGCGCUGCACAUACCUGAGUGAGAUGAACAC
Solea solea (common sole) is the source of this 3127-nucleotide messenger RNA. Its product is annotated as tubby-related protein 3-like. Lineage: Eukaryota; Metazoa; Chordata; Actinopteri; Pleuronectiformes; Soleidae. Bases 277 to 2010 code for a protein of 577 amino acids. The record is from RefSeq and is a predicted model, not a curated record. Gene Ontology annotation, cellular component: cilium. Gene Ontology annotation, biological process: protein localization to cilium. The transcript has 11 exons.